Messenger RNA from Amoebophrya sp. A120, 5935 nucleotides. The record is from the annotation of a GenBank genome assembly. Lineage: Eukaryota; Dinophyceae; Syndiniales; Amoebophryaceae.
CACCAAUCCAAAGCCGAAUUCCAAGUCGGACCUGCUUCCCUAUACUGAUGUAUGUACCGCCCCUUGCUGCAGUUUGUCGGUGAUGCCACAAGGUCAAGGAUAAUUGAAGCCACAGCAAAAAAGCUUGUAGUAGUUUGCAGCUCAAACAAGAACUCGUUUCAUCUUUUGUUGCGACAUUCACAAUCAUCAUGAGUCAGCCCCGUCUUCCCCAAAUCCCAGCUGGCCAGCGUCCGCCGGAACGCGAUUUCUUUGCACCGCGCAGUGCCCCGGUGAAUGCGGGCGCCGCUGUUGUUGCUGCGCAGCCGAAUCCGAAGGUCUCGUACGCCAAUCCAUUAUCCAGCGACAUUUCGCAACAAGCGGGCUAUUUUCCGUCUUCCCCCUCGACGCGCGUGAGUAACAACACCACAUUGAUUCGCGACAGGAGUCGGCAAAGUCUCGGUGGGCAGUCGCAGUCCAGCUACCAAAAUGCGAGCACUGCGUCCCCCACACUUGUGGCCGCCGCGACUGGACAAGGUGGUGGAUCGGCGUCCUCAAGCAGCCUGCCACCGCAGCACAUGCUCGGUGAGCAACAGGCUCUCGGCGCUCCACCGUCUUACCUCAACUACAACACCUCCUCGCGGCACACAGAGCUGAAGAUCCUGGACGACCAAACGAGAUUGCUGAAAGCGCGGCAGGAGGACCUGGAGCGGGCGUGCCUGACUUCGGUGAAAAAAUGCGAGCGGGACGUGGAGGAGCGGUCGAACCAGCUAAAGCGGCAAGUCGAGGCGGUGCACACGAUUGUGCGGGAGGACGUGCAGACGAAGUUGAAGAACCUCGAGAACGAGACCGCCCGCAGCAAGCGGUUUGUGACGAAGGAGGUCGAGGCGUUGACGGAGGAACUGGUGGAGCUCAAGAAGAAUUUGCUGAGUGCGGACCCGUGGAACAACCGCACGCGCUUCUACCAACUGGAAGAGCAGGUGCGAAGCCUCGUUGCGGGUAGGAGCAAGUGCAAGUUGCCCGGGGGUGGGGAUGGUAAGUAAAAAUGGUUCAAGAUUUGUGCUUGACGUGAUAGCUUCUACUGUGUGAAGUAGAAACUGCCCACCUUUAUAACUUCGUAUGAGUCCUCGUGUGCAACGUAGAUCAAACCACCCUACAGGCCCCGCCGACGACGACCAGCAGCAUUCACCCACCGCAGCUUCCCCGUAUUCCGCCCGCGCGUCGGCGCGCAAGCAUAAGACGAUCCGGGAGGAGCGGGCGGAGACCCAAAAAUUGCACGACAUGAUCGACGACGCGGUGGCGAAGGUCGAAAUCAGCGCGAUCGAGAAGAUCAAGCGCCUCGAGGAGGAGCAGCGGCGGAAAGAAAUCGAGAUGAUGGAAAAGUACGAAGUCGUCCUGAACGCGGUGGUGAACGAGUCCAACAAGGCGGUCGCCAACCGGAAGUCCAAGCAGCUGGCCUCGGAGAUCCUGAACGACGCCGCCAUCGAGCGCUCCGCCGGCACGGGGGAGUCGCUGGUGGCGCAAAACGAGAUCAACCGCCAGCAGUUUUUGAAGUUGCAGGACGAAGUGCUGCAGCUGAAGGCGUUUGCCGUGAACGUGAAAGAGGAGGAGAAGCACGAUUUGCACAAGCUGAAACAGGACUUCGACGAGCAGCUGGAGGUGCAGGAGAAGCUGAAGAAGAAGGAGCUGCAGGAGCUCUGGUCCGAGAAGAACGCUUUGGCGAAGGAAGUGCAGACCAUGGCGGAGAAGAUGCAGGAGUCUCUGAUGUUUCUCGCCAACGCGGCGAAGAACAAGGAGGAAGUCACGAAGAACCAACUGAUGGACCAGUGCUACACCAUGCAGACGGUGCACCAGAACGAGUUCCGGGUGUUGCUGAAGAAGCUUGACUCGGUGAAAAACGAAGAGAAAACGGACAAGCACUCUUUGUUGGCGGAGAUCGAAAAGGUCAUGUCCAUGUGCGUGUCGCUGUCCGCCUACGCGAUAUCAACUGCAAAAAUCUCUGGGUCUGGAUGAAGAAUGCAAGACUUGUCAUGCAGGUGGUUUUCCAUGACGCGUGAGGUCUGUCAUACAUGACCCAGCAUGACAGAUUCUCCUCGAGCUCUAUCAUGCCUCUUCUGCAUGAGAAACUCCCUCUCAGCUUGGUCAAAAGUGGACAGCUUUUGGUAAUCAUGCAACACAGAAGAUCCUUGCACUAUCCAGAAUUAGCAUGAGGGCAUUGAGCACCCCCAGGGCUUUGCGGCCCCCUCUUUUUCGACGCGUUCGGACUGAGGAUUGUUACCUUUUUACAGCUAUCGCCUCGCUUUGCAUCUCUUGCAAUCGAGGUGGUGCUGACACUCGUUUUUAUAUCCGCAAACAAAUAUCUGACAUCCAGCAGCAGCACGUGAAAAGUAUUUUGCUCUUUUGUCGCCAAAGCGAGUAUCUCGAGGUGCCGCACACCUCUCGCUCUAGUGCUUCUUGUUGAUUACUUCUUGUUUCUUUCGGUCGCGCAUGUGUUGCUGCAACCCGCUCAGAGUCUUCUCUUUUGCAUGCGACUCUGCAGCACUCACGCAUAAACAUUUGCAUGCAGCUCCCAAGUCUAACGACUUACUAGGUUGCACGCACAUCCGAGAUCGCGAGGGCGAAGAGGGGGUCUCCAAGCCGAAAAAAACUAAGCAGCAUCACCUCAGGGUUCCAGGGUUCCAGAAUUAGCAUGACAAGUUGGAUUCUUCCAGAGGACCCAGACAUAUUUGCAAUGCAUACGCGAACGACGUGAACAACCGACUGCAGGAGGCGCGUUCGGACCUGUCGAAAUUGGUGGACGAAACCGACGCGAAAGUGGUGACGCGAAGCCGGGACCACGAAACCCGGGUCAAAGAAUGGGUCAACGCGAAAGUGGCCGACGUGGAUUCCCGGCUGAAGGACCUCCUCUCCCGCUACGAGCAGACCUGUGUGGCCAUGGGGAAGCUCGACGGAAAUGUUGAAAAGGGGAAUUUGGGUACAGCUUUUUUCUUUUGUUCGACCAGCAUUUUUCUUUUUCAGGAGUUCAACGUGAAGACAUGAUUGAAAGCGCAACGAAUGGCCAAAUCAACAUGUUAACACGACUCACUCCGACGAAAUAUAUGACACACACGCCACCUAGAAUUAAACUCUGUAUGCAAUGAUCACGUUCAUAUUCAAGAACAUCACAAACCCAUACGACAGCCUGGAAGGAGCGUUUCCAGAACCUGGAGCGGACGACGGAGCAGAAGUGCAACGCGGUAGAGAAGCACACGGAGAAGAAGAUGCAGUUGCUGGAGUUUGAGGUGCGAUCCGCGGUGAACACGUCGAUGCUGGACAUGGAGGAGAAAGUUUCCAAAAACAUCCAGCAACAGGAAAAGAACAACAAGUCUUUUCGCAAGCUGAUGACCCACGAGCUGAUCGACAAGACGCGGGUGAUGUUCGCCACCGGUCUGCAGGAGGCCGAAAACAACCUGAUGCUGAAACUGGAGGAGAACCGCAACCGCAUCGACACCGUGCAGAUCGACCUGCAGCAGAUGCUGCGCGAGAAGAUGCUGGAUCUGCAGGAGCGGAUUUAUCGGUUGGCGGACGAGGCCGCGAUCGCCCUCGCGCGGUCGGAGACGGAGCUGAACCGGAAGCUCGAGCGUGCGGAGAAUGACCUGCUGAACAAGUGCGACACCCUGACUGAGAUCACCAGCGACUUGCGGCAGCUGAUCGAGGACUCGGUGGCCAAGACGCUCGACGAGGCCAAAACGUUGACGUACGAUGUGAAAGACGAGCUGGAGGCGCGGAUCUUGUACGAGAAGAAGGCGAUGAUGGAGGAAGUGGACCGGCUGCUGAAGCAAGAGCAGAUCGACCGCAUGAAGCAGGAGGCCGAGCGUCUGUUCGGCAUUCAGAAGAGGCUGACCGCCUUCGAGGAGCACGUCAACACGGUGUUGAACAAACUGUCGCAGGAUUUCGAGCUGCGACUGCAGCAGGAGCGCGACGCGCGGCAGAAAAACUGCGGGGAAAUCGACCAGCGGGCGGUGGACCUGUCGGACCGCGUGAACCGGAUCGACAACAAGCACGAGGACUUUCAGAAGAAGAACGAGGAAAAGGAGUACGCGCUCGGGGAGGGGGUGCUGGAGGUGCUCCGCAUCCGCGAGAUGGACCAGGACGACUGGCAGAAGCGGCUCAACCUGGUUAUGGCGUUCUCAAAUGUUACAUUCUCAACUGUAUACGUGAUUUGUCAUGCAUAAUGAGCACUAACGCCCACACGGUGAAGCUACUUCGCAUGACAAAUUUUGGAAGGGCUAAGCAGCGCCUAAAUCUGUGCGAAAUUUGUAAUGCUAAAGGUGCAAUCUCCCGCCUUUGACUUUUGCCAUUCUAGCAUUACAAAUCUAUGUAACAGUUGAGAAUGUAACGUUUGAGAGCCCCAUGCUGGUCCUGGACCACUUGCGCGACUCGUUCGACAAGAUGGGCUAUCAAAUGCAAAAAUGUCUGGAUCUGGAAGAUUGCGAGAUUUGUCAUGCAUAUUUUGCAUGACCCGUGAAGUCUGUAAUGCAUGCACGAGCAUCACAGAUUUUUACAGGACGUUGUGAUGCCUCUGCUGCAUGAGAAAUGCCCUCUCCGUUUAGCCCAAAUAACUGGAGUCCUUUUGUGCUGGUCACGCAAUACAAAUUUUUUUUGAAUCCAGAGACAGCAUCACAAGUUUAGAAUCUUCCAAAUCCAGACGCUUUUGCAAUUCAUAUGGGCGUGCGGGUGUUCGAGGGCGACGAGAAGGUGAGUGACUUCAUGAGCACGAAGAUCACGAAGGCCGACGAGCAGCUGGAGCAGAACAUCGAGUCCGUGAAGACCUCCAUUGAAGCGUCGAACAAGCAACUGCAGAGCGGCAUCGACGGGUUGGAGCAGGAGAAGCAGAAAAUGAGCGGCACGAUCGAGGUGCUGAAGCUGGAGAAAAACGCGAUCAACUCCUCUAUCCAGGAAAAAACACCCAUCCCCAUCCAAUUUGUCAUGCAAAACAUGUACAAAGUCCACUAUUUGUCAUGCAAAAAAUGGAUGGGGAUAGGUGUUUUUCUUUUUUCCUGGAUAUCCUCCCUGGAGGAACUAAUCGAGAAGUACCAGCUCUCGGUGGAAAAGCAGGAAGCGCAGAACAGCGAGCUCGAGCAGAAACUCGAAGCGCAGGCGCUGGCGCAAACGGAGAAAUUGGAAGAGACCAACACGCAGCUCACCGAGCAGCUCACCGCGGAGAUCGAGGCAUUGAAGGAAGCCCUGGCGGCGGAGAAGGAAGAAAAACAAACCGUCAUCGACGAACUGAAAGCCGAGUUGGGCACCGAGAAGGAGCAAAGCGAAAGAAAAGUGGAAGAGUUGCGAGCCGAAUUUGCGACUGAGCUGGAGAAAAUGCGGGCCGAGCUGGCGGCGGAAAUUACGAAGGAGGCGGAAGCCAAUCGCGAGCAGAUCGCCGCGGUUGGUGCGGCUGCCGCAGCUGCUGCAAGCGCUACGACUCCUCCUGCAGCCUCGCCUGCUGGUGCGGAGGAAGAAGUAGAAAAAGAACCCACAGCGGAAGCCAACGAGCCUGAAGCGCCUACGGAAGCAGCGGAGAAGCCGGACGAGGACGAGGAGUAGGUAAUUGCAAGCUUCGCCGGUGGUGUAGUUAGAAGUAAAAGUAUUUUAUUAUUGGACACAGAGGUGAACAGAUACUGAACAAAACAUGACAUGAUUCAACGUCGAGACCAGGCCAUCACUCUUCACAUUCAUGCCCACCUUCUGAAGAUGACGACUGAACCGAUGCAUUCGAUUUCCAUUUCCGAACCCAGGAUCGUCGAUUUAUGUCGAUGAAGUUUUGCCAUUGCCAGCCGCUGCAAACUGUUGAAAUUGAAAAUGAAUGUUGAAAAAUGAGAGAAGCUGGUGAUAGAUUGAUUACCGCCACACGUCGACAAACAAUCACAACGAGAAACACAAAUUGAACAGCUUUUCGUUUUCUGUAUGAUUCUACACUGAGAAU